Messenger RNA from Anastrepha obliqua, 983 nucleotides. It is a transcript of the gene Chmp1, whose product is annotated as charged multivesicular body protein 1b. Gene Ontology annotation, cellular component: ESCRT III complex; multivesicular body. Gene Ontology annotation, biological process: protein transport; endosome transport via multivesicular body sorting pathway; late endosome to vacuole transport. Bases 196 to 807 code for a protein of 203 amino acids. The record is from RefSeq and is a predicted model, not a curated record. NCBI's taxonomy places the organism in Eukaryota, Metazoa, Arthropoda, Insecta, Diptera, Tephritidae. The transcript is spliced from 3 exons.
UCACAGCUGUCAAACAAAACAAUGAUUCAUAUUAGUUAGAAGUCGACAAACAAUUGCUGCUGCGAAAUUCAAGAAGUUUUGCGAAAAAUAACACUCGAAAUUAGUAGUUCAACGGAGAGCAAAUUGCUUUUUAACAAACUAAAUUUAUUUCUCCACUCUUCUAUUUGUAUAUAAGCCAACAAACUGGGUAACGAAAUGUCCACCUCAUCCAUGGAAAAACACCUUUUCAAUUUAAAGUUUGCUGUAAAGGAGCUGGAGCGCAACUCAAAAAAAUGUGAAAAAGAGGAGAAGCUUGAGAAAGUAAAGGCGAAGAAGGCCAUUCAAAAGGGUAACAUGGAUGUGGCCCGUAUACAUGCAGAAAAUGCAAUACGACAGAAGAAUCAAGCUGUAAAUUAUUUGCGUAUGAGUGCUCGUGUAGAUGCAGUUGCAAGCCGUGUGCAAUCAGCACUGACUACUCGUAAAGUUACAAGUUCGAUGGCCGGUGUGGUGAAAGCUAUGGAUGCUGCAAUGAAAGGUAUGAAUUUAGAAAAAAUCUCAUCACUCAUGGAGAAAUUCGAAUCGCAAUUCGAAGACUUGGAUGUACAGAGUUCGGUGAUGGAGAAUACCAUGUCCGACACGACUACAACCUCUGUGCCACAAGGCGAUGUCGAUAAUCUGUUACAACAAGUGGCCGAUGAAGCUGGCUUGGAGCUCAACAUGGAACUACCCAGUGGUGUGCAAAGCUCAACUAUUGGUGCAUCUACACAAGUAUCCCAAGAACAGGAUGAAUUAACUCAACGGCUGGCACGGUUAAGGCAAGCCGAAUAGUUUUAUUGCAUUUACGGCCAAGAAUUCUAUUCGAAGUGGCGCUUUAUGUAUGGAUUUGGUAUUACUGGAUGUUUGUAAAACCGUAUUUUUCAUUUCAUUUUAAGUUUAUCGCUUUAUUAUCAUAUGGCCCACGUUGGACGCAUGUAUAAUAAUUAUAUUAAAAAUGCUUCAGAAGU